AUGCAUGUACCCUCACCCCCACCCCCCCAUCUCACCCCACCCUCUAACUUCAUGCAUUUACCCUCACCCCCACCCCCAUCUCUUUCCACCCUAUCUCUGCCCACCCUCUACGUCAUACAUUUACCCUCACCCCCAACUCUCCCCACCCUCUACUUCAUGCAUUUACCCUCACCCCCACCCCUCCCCACCCUCUACUUCAUGCAUUUACCCUCACCCCCACCUCACCCCCUCCCCCAUCUCUCCCCACCCUCUACUUCAUACAUGUAUCCUCACCCCCACCCCCAUCUCACCCCCACCCCCAUCUCUCCCCACCCUCUACUUCAUGCUUGUACCCUCACCCUCAUCCCCAUCUCACCCCCACCCCCACCUCUCCCCACCCUCUACUUCAAACAUGUAUCCUCACCCCCACCCCCAUCUCUCCCCACCCUCUACUUCAUGCAUUUACCCUCACCCCCACCUCACCCCCUCCCCCAUCUCUCCCCACCCUCUACUUCAUACAUGUAUCCUCACCCCCACCCCAUACUCACCCCCACCCCCAUCUCUCCCCACCCUCUACUUCAUGCUUGUACCCUCACCCUCAUCCCCAUCUCACCCCCACCCCCACCUCUCCCCACCCUCUACUUCAAACAUGUAUCCUCACCCUCACCCCCAUCUCACCCCCACCCCCAUCUCUCCCCACCCUCUACUUCAAACAUGUAUCCUCACCCUCACCCCCAUCUCUCCCCCACCCCCAUCUCUCCCCACCCUCUACUUCAUACAUGUAUCCUCACCCUCACCCCCAUCUCACCCCCACCCCCAUCUCUCCCCACCCUCUACUUCAAACAUGUAUCCUCACCCUCACCCCCAUCUCACCCCCACCCCCAUCUCUCCCCACCCUCUACUUCAAACAUGUAUCCUCACCCUCACCCCCAUCUCACCCCCACCCCCAUCUCUCCCCACCCUCUACUUCAUGCUUGUACCCUCACCCUCACCCCCAUCUCACCCCCACCCCCAUCUCUCCCCACCCUCUACUUCAUGCUUGUAUCCUCACCCCCACCCCCAUCUCACCCCCACCCCCAUCUCUCCCCCAUCUCUCCCCACCCUCUACUUCAUGCUUGUACCCUCACCCUCACCCCCAUCUCACCCUCACCCCCAUCUCACCCCCACCCCCAUCUCUCCCCACCCUCUACUUCAUGCUUGUACCCUCACCCUCACCCCCAUCUCACCCCCACCCCCAUCUCUCCCCACCCUCUACUUCAUGCUUAUGGCUUCCGUCCACUUGACCACCCCAUCGGUCAGCGGGACCGGAGCAGAGUGCUCCAGUCAGUGCCCCAGGGGCCCCGAGGAGGUGUGUGGCCACUCAGUGGUCAGUGGGCCCCACACAAGAGGAACAGAUUGAGAUCACAGAUUGUUGGCAAGACUGGACAUCAAAUCUUACAAUCAACAAGUUAA
Haliotis rufescens (red abalone) is the source of this 1431-nucleotide messenger RNA. RefSeq names its product leucine-rich repeat extensin-like protein 3. NCBI's taxonomy places the organism in Eukaryota, Metazoa, Mollusca, Gastropoda, Lepetellida, Haliotidae. The transcript is spliced from 2 exons. The record is from RefSeq and is a predicted model, not a curated record. Bases 1 to 1431 code for a protein of 476 amino acids.